GUGUAGAUGAAGUUCAACAAGGCUGUGUCUUCCUCUCGACGCAAAUGCCGCAAGGCUCAUUUCUCCGCUCCUUCCAACAUCAGGAGAAAAGUUAUGUCUGCGACUUUGUCUAAGGACCUCCGCUCCAAGCACGGCGUUCGCUCCCUGCCCAUCCGCAAGGACGAUGAGGUCAGGAUCAUGAGGGGUGUUCUCGCCAAGAACUCUCCUCCUCCCGCCAAAGUUGUCGCUGUCUACCGCAGACGCUACUGCAUCCACCUUCAGGGAGUCAACCACGACAAGAUGAACGGCGCGCAAGUCCCCGUCCCCGUCCAUCCCUCCAACGUCGAGAUCACCAAGCUCAAGCUCGACAAGGACCGCAAGUCGCUCAUCGACCGCAAGAAGGCUGGACGUAUGGGAGCCGACAAGGACAAGAGCAAGGGAAAGUUCAGCGAGAAGGACGUGGCCAUGGCGGACGUCGACUAAUCGUUUUAUUCAUGAAGUUGAGAAUGAAGAAGAUAGAGCGGGAA
Molecule: messenger RNA, 506 nt
Organism: Guillardia theta CCMP2712
Lineage: Eukaryota; Cryptophyceae; Pyrenomonadales; Geminigeraceae
Gene: RPL26e
Product: large subunit ribosomal protein L26e, cytoplasmic
Exons: 3
Coding region: 7-462 (151 amino acids)
Biological process (GO): cytoplasmic translation; ribosomal large subunit biogenesis
Cellular component (GO): cytosolic large ribosomal subunit
Molecular function (GO): RNA binding; structural constituent of ribosome
Source: RefSeq, a predicted model, not a curated record